UUGAUGCAAUGGCUAGAUGUGGCUGCAUAUGGAUUCAUUUGUUGUGUAUUCCAACCCUCCCGAUGAUGUAUUUACCAAUCAGGGCAGCCUGCAACUAAGGCCCAAGUCCAAUUCACUUUGUACGCAUAGUUUCACUCAAGAGCCCAAUUCUUACUGAUCCAAGUCCCCCACCGCAAAUCAAGGCUGCUUAAUCAUAGAUAAUCAAUCACGUAACUCAUUUUUUUCCACACUAAGGUCCAUUAAUUAGCAUUAUUGGCUUCUUACUGAAGACUAUUCUGAGUUUCUGACCAAGAAAAUUCUUUAGCUAGUCUCAGCCUCAAUCUGAGUUUUCUAGCAGCCAUUAGACUUAAUGGUAACAGACAAAGCCUCAAAAGGGCCAACCCUCAUCCUUGCCACUCUAUAAAAGGCCUAGAAUCAUUUUUUGUACCUCAACACCCAAAAGUAAUCAAAUCUGUGUGAGAGAGGCUAACAUUAUCAUUACAAUGGCAAGGUUCGCAGUUUCUUCUAUGGCUUUCACAGCAGCAGUGCUUGUGUGCAUGUUGGUUGUUGCUUCACAUGUUGAUGCAAGUCUAACAUGUGCUGAGGUGACAAACUUGUUGACCCCAUGUAUCAGUUAUGCCAUUUUUGGAGGAACAGUUCCUCCAGCUUGUUGUGAAGGUAUUAAAGCACUCAACGCUGCUUCAAAUACCACACAAGACCACAGAGCCGCAUGUAGUUGCAUCAUGGAUGGUCUUUCAAAGAUCCCAGGAAUCAACUAUGAACUAGUUGGAACACUUCCUCAGACUUGUGGCACUACUUGUUCCUACAAAAUCACACCCACUACUGAUUGUUCCAAGGUGGACUAAUUCUAUUCCUACGUACUGGAGUAUUCCAUGAAGAUAAAAAUAAAGCUUCGAGGAAAGCUAGCUUCUGUGUGUGUUAUGGCACAAUGUUGAAGUGUUAUUAUUUAAUAAGAAAUAAUGUCAAUAAGUCAAUGUAUACGGAUUAUUAAGAAAUAACCCAACCUAUUGAACUUAUAGAAAUUAUUAAUAAAACUUAUUUCUACUUUUGCAUUGUUUAUGCUA
Messenger RNA from Quercus lobata, 1064 nucleotides. Its product is annotated as non-specific lipid-transfer protein 1-like. Gene Ontology annotation, biological process: lipid transport. The record is from RefSeq and is a predicted model, not a curated record. The coding region runs from base 483 to 845 and encodes 120 amino acids. Gene Ontology annotation, molecular function: lipid binding. Lineage: Eukaryota; Viridiplantae; Streptophyta; Magnoliopsida; Fagales; Fagaceae. The transcript is spliced from 2 exons.